Messenger RNA from Helianthus annuus (common sunflower), 1650 nucleotides. RefSeq names its product cytochrome P450 81Q32. Gene Ontology annotation, molecular function: oxidoreductase activity, acting on paired donors, with incorporation or reduction of molecular oxygen; monooxygenase activity; iron ion binding. The coding region runs from base 9 to 1580 and encodes 523 amino acids. NCBI's taxonomy places the organism in Eukaryota, Viridiplantae, Streptophyta, Magnoliopsida, Asterales, Asteraceae. The record is from RefSeq and is a predicted model, not a curated record. The transcript has 3 exons.
UAGAAAAGAUGGAAGCGUUAUAUUAUUACAUCCCAUUAAUCUCAUUAAUAUUCUUAGCCAUUUCUAUCUUCACAGAUUACUUCUUCCACAAACUCCAAAACCUUCCUCCAAGACCAUGGCUCCCUCCUCUACCUAUAAUCGGCCAUCUCUACCUUCUCAACAAACCACUCCACCGGUCCCUCGCCAAACUCUCAGCAAAACACGGCCCAAUCCAACUCUUGCAAUUUGGUUCACGUAGAGUUCUUGUUGUCUCCUCUCCCUCCACCGCCGAAGAAUGUCUCACCAAGAAUGAUAUUGUGUUUGCAAACCGCCCUCAGCUGCUUGCAGGCAAAUAUCUUGGCUACAAUUACACCAGCCUUGUCUUUGCACCCUAUGGCGACCACUGGCGGAACCUCCGCCGUAUCUCCACUCUUGAAAUAUUUUCAUCUCAUCGACUAACAGAGUUUGAACCCAUUCGUGCGGAUGAAGUGCGCCAAAUGAUGCGUAAACUCUAUCGAUCAUCGUUGAAACUGGACACUGUGGUGCAUGUUAGGCCUAUGUUGGUUGAGCUAACGCUUAAUGUUGUGAUGCGCAUGAUUUCUGGUAAACGAUAUUAUUAUAGUAAAGAUGAUGUGCUAAUAGAUUAUAGUAAAGACGAUGUGCUAAUAGAUGAGGAGAAGGAAAAGGCUAAUCGAUUUCAGGAGAUUGUGAAUGAGAUUUUGAAGCUUAUGGGAGCUACAAAUGUAGGGGACUUCGUGCCAAUGUUGAGGUGGUUAGGAGUGAGCAAAUUGGAAAAAAGAUUGAUCGCUUUGCAAGCAAAGCGAGACUUGUUCAUGCAAGAGCUAUUGGAGGAGUUAAAAGAGAACAUGGAAAAUUGUAGUAAUGGGAAGCAGAGAAAGAAUAUGAUUCAGAUGUUAUUAUCGCUUCAAAAUUCUGAGCCUGAGCUCUACACUGAUGAAUUGAUCCGCAGCAUGACGCUGGUGAUGUUAGCCGCAGGCACUGGCACAUCCAUAUCCACCAUGGAGUGGGCAAUGUCACUUUUACUAAAUAAUCCAAGCGUUCUAAAGAAGGCACAUGGUGAGAUCGAAAAAUAUGUUGGUCACGAUCGUCGUGUUGAGGAGUCAGACAUGUGUAAUCUACCUUAUCUUGAUUGCAUAAUAAAGGAAACUAUGAGAAUGCUUCCUCCAGGUCCUUUGUUGCCUCAUGAGUCAUCAAAGGGUUGCAUGGUCGGAGGAUAUCAUGUUCCUAAAGGGACAAUGCUAUUAGUCAAUGUGUGGGCGAUACACAAUGAUCCAAACAUAUGGGGAGACCCAAAAAAAUUCAGACCAGAGAGAUUUGAAGGUCUGGAAGGUUAUAGAGAUGGUUUCAAGUUAAUGCCAUUUGGGUUCGGAAGGAGAGGUUGUCCAGGGGAAGACAUGGGAAUGCGUUUGGUCAGAAUGGCGUUGGCUUCUCUGAUUCAGUGCUUUGAGUGGGAGCGAACAGGUGAGAGCGAGGUUGAUAUGAGCGAAGGGACUGAAGGAAUAAACAUGUCCAAGGCUAUAAGCUUGGUGGCAAUAUGUCACCCUCGUCCUACAAUGUUAAAUCUACUAUCACAACUUUGAUUAGUUUGGCUUUUCAUCAAGUAUGAUGGAAAACAAACGGUAUUACAUAGCCACUUUAUGUUGAAUGUAC